Effrenium voratum is the source of this 3467-nucleotide messenger RNA. NCBI's taxonomy places the organism in Eukaryota, Dinophyceae, Suessiales, Symbiodiniaceae. The record is from the annotation of a GenBank genome assembly.
GAUGUGAUGGUGGGUCAGCAGCUGGACAAGGAGAAGAAAGAGGUUCUUGAGAAGAUCAGGCAGAAGAAGGAGGAAGAAGCCACAGCAAAGGCAGAGGGCAAGGAAGUCCCGGAGGCGGCGAAGAAGCAGAGAAGCGAAGCGAGCUCCAGCUCCAAGCCGGAGGAGCCGGAGGGCGACAGAUGGGCCACACCCAUUGGAGGUGGUGAGAUUGGCGAGUCGUCUGCAGCUGAGAAGAAGCCCGAGAAGGAGCCAGAGGGCGACGAGUUUGGCGAGACCCCGGAGCCUGGAGAGUGGGGUGACACCCCGAUGCCCACGGGCAAGAAGAAGCGCGCGCGAUGGGACUCCGCGCCGGAGAAGGAGAUGGACGUUGGGGCCACGCCCACUGCAGAUGUGACCCCGAGCGUGGAUGUCACGCCCAGCGUAGAUGUGACUCCCAGCAUGGAGCCAAUGAUCGGUGCCACGCCAUUCGCUGGCGGCAUUAACCUGGGGGACACACCGUUGGGCACGCCCGGCAUGGCGAACAUGAGCACGCCCGUGGGCCUCACGCCCAACUUCGCGUCCAUGACGCCGGAACAGAUUCAGGCGUACCGAUACGACGCGGAGGUUAACGAGCGAAAUGCUCCAAUGACGGAUGAGGAGCUGGACGCCAUCUUCCCACAGACCGGCUAUGAGAUUGUCAGGCCGCCUGCGAAUUACAACCCCAUCCGCAAGUCCGUCCUCUCAUCGGCGACUCCGACGCCCACGCCGGGUGGCACACCCUUCUUCUCCAUGCAGAGCCCGGACGCGCCAAAGCCGUAUCAGGUGCCGGACUCUCCAGCGGUGGGUGAGAUGCCCAUGAUCAAGCCGGAGGACUACUCCUACUUUGCCCCGUUGCUGGCCGGCGACAAUGAUGACAACUUGUCCCCAGAGGAGGCCAAGGAGCGGAAGAUCAUGCGGCUCCUGCUCAAGGUGAAGAACGGCACGCCGCCCAUGCGGAGGUCGGCGCUGCGGCAGCUGAGCGAUGGCGCGCGGGCCUUCGGGCCCGGGCCGCUGUUCAACCAGAUCCUGCCGCUCCUCAUGAGCAGCACCUUGGAAGACCAGGAGAGGCAUUUGCUGGUCAAGGUCAUUGACCGCGUCUUGUACAAAUUGGACGACAUGGUGCGUCCGUAUGUGCACAAGAUCUUGGUGGUCAUUGAGCCCCUUCUCAUCGAUGAGGAUUACUUUGCCCGCGUGGAAGGGCGUGAGAUCAUCAGCAACUUGGCCAAGGCGGCAGGCCUUGCCACCAUGAUCUCCACGAUGCGACCAGAUAUCGACCACGCGGAUGAGUACGUGCGGAACACCACGGCGCGGGCCUUCGCGGUGGUGGCCUCCGCUCUGGGCAUCCCCUCGCUGCUGCUCUUCCUCCGAGCGGUCUGCCAGUCGAAGAAGAGCUGGCAGGCCAGGCACACGGGCAUCAAGAUCGUGCAGCAGAUUGCCAUCCUGGUUGGCUGCGGCGUCCUGCCGCACCUUAAGCAGAUGGUGGACAUCAUCGCCCAUGGUCUCCAGGAUGAGCAGCAGAAGGUGCGAACCAUCACCGCCUUGGCUCUGGCGGCACUGGCUGAGGCGGCGAUGCCCUAUGGCAUCGAGGCCUUCGAUACCGUGCUGCGGCCGCUCUGGAAGGGCAUCUGCGAGCACCGCGGCAAGGGCCUGGCCGCUUUCCUCAAGGCGAUCGGCUUCAUCAUUCCGCUGAUGGAUGCUGAGCAUGCGAACUACUACACCCGGGAGGUCAUGAUCAUCCUGAUCCGAGAGUUCUCCACCCCAGACGAGGAGAUGAAGAAGAUCGUGCUGAAGGUGGUGAAGCAGUGCGUGGCCACGGAGGGUGUGGAGCCCAGCUACAUCCGAGAGGACAUCUUGCCGCCGUUCUUCAGGAACUUCUGGGUGGUCCGCAUGGCCUUAGACCGGCGGAACUACCGGCAGCUGGUGGAUACCACGGUGGAGAUCGCCAACAAGGUCGGUGGUGCAGACAUCAUCGGCCGAAUUGUAGAGGACCUGAAGGAUGCGUCUGAGCCUUACCGGAAGAUGGUGAUGGAGACCAUCGACAAGGUCAUUGGCAAUUUGGGCGUCGCGGAUAUCGACUCCCGUCUCGAGGAGCAGAUCAUCGAUGGUAUCGUGUACGCGUUCCAGGAGCAGACGUCGGACGACACCACGGUGAUGCUCAACGGCUUCGGCACCGUGGUGAACUCUUUGGGCCCGCGUGUCAAGCCAUACCUGCCGCAGAUUGCCGGUAUCAUCAGGUGGCGCCUGAACACACCUUCUGCGCGAGUGCGACAGCAAGCUGCUGACCUCAUCGCGCGCAUCGCGGUGGUCAUGAAGCAGUGCGGUGAGGAGCAGAUGAUGGGGCACUUGGGCCUCUUCCUCUACGAGUACCUCGGUGAGGAGUAUCCCGAAGUCUUGGGUUCGAUCCUGGGAGCCUUGAAGGCCAUUGUGAACGUCAUCGGAAUGACGAAGAUGACACCCCCCAUCAAGGACCUGUUGCCGCGCUUGACACCCAUCCUCAAGAACAGGCACGAGAAGGUGCAGGAGAACUGCAUCGACCUGGUUGGCAGGAUCGCGGACCGCGGAGCGGAGCUGGCGCCGCCCAGGGAGUGGAACCGAAUUUGCUUCGACCUGCUGGAGCUUCUGAAGGCGCACAAGAAGGCCAUUCGAAGAGCUGCCGUCAACACCUUCGGUUACAUCGCCAAGGCCAUCGGGCCUCAUGAUGUGCUCAGCACCUUGCUGAACAACUUGAAGGUGCAGGAGCGUCAGCUCCGUAUCUGCACCACGGUGGCCAUCGCCAUCACUGCCGAGACGUGUGGCCCGUUCACCGUGCUGCCGGCGCUGAUGAACGAGUACAGAGUGCCAGAACUGAACGUUCAGAACGGAGUGCUCAAGAGCCUGAGCUUCAUGUUUGAGUACAUCGGGGAGAUGUCCAAGGACUACAUCUAUGCAGUGACACCCAUCCUGGAAGAUGCACUCAUGGACAGAGAUCUGGUUCACAGGCAGACGGCUGCAUGGACCUGCAAGCACUUGGCGCUUGGUGUACAUGGCCUCGGCUGCGAGGACGCCCUGCAGCACCUCAUGAACUACGUGUGGCCCAAUUGCUUUGAGAACUCCCCGCACUUGAUCAUGGCGGUAUUCGACGCCAUCGAUGGGUUCCGGGUGUCCUUGGGCCCCACGAAGGUGCUGCAGUACCUGCUGCAAGGCCUGUGGCACCCCGCGCGCCGUGUGCGCGCCGUGUAUUGGCGCUUGUACAACAACCUCUACAUAGGAUCUCAGGAUGCCCUCAUUCCCUCCUACCCGAAGUUGGAAGAUGAUGCAGAGCACUGCUAUCGCAGAACUGAGCUUGAGCUUCUCCUCUGAGACGGAUGCGUUUGGGGCGGUUGCUAGGGAUCGCCUCACCAUGCGAUGUGAGGGAGCGAAGUGAAGAAAGUGAUCUUGCGCAGGCACACAAUGACAAAGCAAGCAAAGGG